AUGAACGAGCGCUUGCACCGAAAUCUCCCACUCCAACAAGCCGCCCUCAGCUUGUCAUGUCUGCAUGUAAUGAGAACCAGCGGCCUGACGACAAGCACACCCACCUCCACAUGCAGCAAGAGGUACAGCCGAGCUUGCACGCCAACACUGGGAAACACACAUUUGCACAUACUUGCCAGUAUUUGCAAUCACACCCAAAAACACACAGGCCAGCACACAUCAAUUAGUUGUUUUUUUGCAUCGAUAGCCGGAAGCAGGCUAAUUGGAGGUGGUUGUCCGGCCUCGGGGCGUCGUCAUGUCGACAAAUGUACCGGUGGAAUGGAGCAACGCGAAACUGGGAUCUGA
This is a messenger RNA of Protopolystoma xenopodis, 345 nucleotides long. Lineage: Eukaryota; Metazoa; Platyhelminthes; Monogenea; Polystomatidea; Polystomatidae. The record is from the annotation of a GenBank genome assembly.